This is a messenger RNA of Phalaenopsis equestris, 1037 nucleotides long. Its product is annotated as cell number regulator 5. The coding region runs from base 141 to 701 and encodes 186 amino acids. The record is from RefSeq and is a predicted model, not a curated record. Lineage: Eukaryota; Viridiplantae; Streptophyta; Magnoliopsida; Asparagales; Orchidaceae. The transcript is spliced from 4 exons.
UUUUUUCACUUUUUUUGGUCUGAUUUAGUGGGUAUUUUUUCUGCUCAAUCGCCAUGAACCGGACAAUAGUGUUUUCUUAAAAUUAUGGACAUCUACAGGAGUCAGAGCUUGGUUAAGAUUUUUCUUACUUCUAUAGCAAAAUGGCUGGGCCGGACAGUUAUGUUCCACCUCCAUAUAUUCCGUUACGUCCAUCGGAAUCUGAAGCUGAUGGUUUUUCUGAGACAGAAGAAACCAGUCCUCCUCAAUCUGCUGCUCUUGAUUCCUCUCCAUGGUCUUCUGGCAUCUGUGCUUGUUGUGACGAUAUGCAGAGCUGUGUUAUUGGCACGGUUUGCCCUUGUUUCCUAUUUGGAAAAAAUGCAGAAUUUCUAGGGUCUGGAACAUUCGCUGGUUCUUGUAUGACACAUUUCAUUUUAUGGGGCCUGGUCAAUAGCCUUUGUUGUUUGUUCAGUGGAGGCAUUCUAGCAUUUUUUCCAGGAGCUAUGGUUGCUUGUUAUGCUUGUGGAUAUCGCAAAGCAUUGAGGGGAAAAUAUACGUUGCAGGAAGUCCCCUGUGGAGAUUUAACAACUCACCUGUUCUGCCACCUCUGUGCCAUAUGCCAAGAGUACAGGGAAAUCCGAGAGAGGUCUAAUGGCUCGACUCCUCUCGUAUGGACGGAUACAACUGCUCCGACGAUCCAAACAAUGCAUCCUACAGGAAAAUGAACAAAAGGUGCGUCUGGCAAAAAAACUUCUAUUUCAUUGAUGUAUUGUUGCGGUCAUUUGUCUGUGAAAGCACAUUAAUUUCAGAAAGUGGGAAGCUGGAAGUUGAGUGAUAUGUGAAAAUACUUUCUGUGAAUAUUUUGUUACGGUUUCUGCUUGUUCUUUAUUGAGAAUUCAUUUUUUAUGGAAGAUUAUUUUUUUCUUUAUUAUGUGGAUCCAACUGCGUUAAAUUGGGGAAGCAUGAGGAGAUAGCGUCCAUUUGCUGUUGGGUUUGCUUAUGAAAUUGUUUGAAGUGUAUUCUGUGUAAUCUUUUGCUAGUAAAGUUGAUUUUUUUUUCUU